This is a messenger RNA of Gloeophyllum trabeum ATCC 11539, 3866 nucleotides long. Its product is annotated as beta-glucan synthesis-associated. Lineage: Eukaryota; Fungi; Basidiomycota; Agaricomycetes; Gloeophyllales; Gloeophyllaceae. The record is from RefSeq and is a predicted model, not a curated record. The transcript is spliced from 18 exons. Gene Ontology annotation, biological process: (1->6)-beta-D-glucan biosynthetic process; fungal-type cell wall organization. Bases 17 to 1978 code for a protein of 653 amino acids. Gene Ontology annotation, cellular component: endoplasmic reticulum membrane; plasma membrane. Gene Ontology annotation, molecular function: glucosidase activity.
GUCAGUGCAAAAGAGAAUGGCCAGCACCAAGUCCGCUCCUUACGCUUUCACUUCCGGUCCUUACUCCAACCAAGGCUCUGCGCCUGUACACUACUCUUCCGCCGCCUCUUCGUCCUCCGACUUCACCAUGUCGUCCCAGGCCGAUAGGCACUACUACGCUGCCAAUUCUCCUUCUCCUUCAACCACCAACCUCCUACCACCCUCGGCGACGAGAGGCUCGGGCCAGGGCGUGCAGGCCACGUUCGCGAAGGGCCCGACCUUGCGCAGCAUGGCCAGCAAUGGCUCUCUGAAUGAAUCGUCACCGUACACGGGCAUUGGAGGUGGGAUGUCCAAGACAUCCUCCUUGGCUCCUUCGAUUUCUGACAAGUUUUCUCUCUCCCCUGACCCCUCUUCCUGGGGCGCCGACCUCUCCCCCAAUCACCCUGAACCCGACGACUUUCUCCAUAAUCCCGAUCCCCGAAGGGACCGCAAGAAUGAUCAGGGCGGCACCAUCUUCACUUCAAGAGGUUUCACGAACUUGGGAUGCUUAGCGAUUCUGUGCAUAUCGCUUGUUACCUUAUUUGCCGGAUACCCUCUGAUAACCUAUUUCACCAAGCAUUCACUAAAGACCUUCGGUGGUUUCAACCUUGGUGGGAUUAAUGCGUCCGGGCAGGUUCCGAGUAUGGCUGGAAACUGGGGGCUUAUCGACCUCGACACCCCACAGGAGGCAUAUACCCACCCAUCGUACGCAGAUCCGACGCAGGAGAUGCAGCUCGUGUUCAGUGAUGAGUUCAAUGUGGAUGGCCGGACUUUCUACCCUGGUGACGACCCAUACUGGGAAGCUGUCGAUCUGCAUUACUGGCAGACGAACAACAUGGAAUGGUACUCUCCGGAUGCGAUUACGACAAAGGGUGGAGCGUUGAAGAUCACGCUCUCGAAGACGGAGACCCACGGUCUGGACUACCGCGGCGGCAUGAUGUCCACCUGGAACAAGUUCUGCUUUACGGGGGGCAUGAUCGUGACUGCCGUCACUUUGCCUGGCAUCAACAACAUUGUUGGUUUGUGGCCUGCUGUUUGGACCAUGGGUAACCUUGGCCGCGCUGGUUUUGGCGCGAGUCUGGAAGGAAUGUGGCCGUACACCUAUGAUGCUUGUGAUGUCGGUACCGCCCCCAAUCAGACGCAUAACGGUCUUCCCAUUGCGGCUACCGUUGGAGGCGAUAAGAGCUACGAUGGCGUCCUUUCUUACCUUCCUGGUCAGCGUCUGUCCAGGUGUACUUGCCCUGGCGAAUCGCAUCCCGGGCCCGUGCAUUCUGAUGGGACGUACGUUGGUCGGGCAGCACCUGAAAUCGAUAUCUUCGAGGCUCAGAUCAGUGGUGACCCGAAGCAGGGUUUCGUCUCCCAGUCGGCGCAGUGGGGUCCGUUCAAUGCCCAGUAUGAAUGGUUCAACACCAGUGACAAUCUGAUUAUUCCGGACCCGACUGCCACGGAGUUAAACUCGUAUACCGGAGGUGUCUACCAACAGGCUUCCUCGGGUGUAACCAAGACUGAGCAGGAUUGUUACGAGUUGGGAACGGGAUGCUUCUCCGUAUAUGGAUUCGAGUAUAAGCCUGGUUUCGAUAAUUCCUACAUUGCAUGGAUCGCAGCGGAUAAGCUCGCAUGGCAAUUGAAUGGUGCAGGUAUGGCUGCGGACAGCAGGGUGGAGAUCUCCGCCAGACCCGUUCCCCAAGAGCCUCUGUACAUCAUCGCCAACUUGGGUAUGUCGACAAACUUCGGUGACGUCGACUUGGACCACUUGACGUUCCCCACUACCAUGUCCAUUGAUUAUAUCCGGGUGUACCAACCCAAGAACGCGAUUAACAUCGGAUGUGAUCCUGAGGACUUCCCGACGCAAGCCUACAUCAAUCAAUAUCUUCGGGCUUACACGGACGCCAAUCUGACAACCUGGCGGGACGACUUCAAGCAGCCUUUCCCCAAGAGCAGCUUCUUAGGACAAUGCUAAGCUGCUUUGUGAGGCUGUUGCCCUGCUUUUGUCUCUCCUUGCAUCCGCUUUUCGUCCACAGUUGCUGCCAUACCUCUCACCUUGUACAGAUGCACACGCGCAUAUUUCAAAUGUCCCGUGAUAUCCUUUCACUUGCCUUGAGUUUCUCCAUUCGUGCCUCCCUUCGGAUACGCUACGUUUAAUCACAAACUUGCAUGAUCAUCUUGGGGUUUAUUUGGCGACGCCUUUGCUCGCUUCCAAGCCAACUUGGCUGUUGUCGCACUUCUCUUUGUGGAACAGCAGGCACUGGGAUGCAAUAGCUGACAAGCCUUUAGAAUUCUAGAGUUUGUAUAUUGAUACCGAUAACCCAUCGGAAUAUGUCCUAAAAGUGCAAUACAAAUAAAAAUGUCAAACAUGACAGAUGAACGACCACCUAUAGCUACAGUGAAGCGUGAUGUGAAUCCAAUAGAGCCUUUAAUUUAGUCAAUGUCCGCUCCAAAGUGAUGAUACCACCAGAUGUUAACCGGGGCACUGCUAGAUCUUGCGAACUAUCCUCUAACUUCGUCUUGCUCUUCUCGAUGAGGGCGUUGGCAUCCCGGAGGACCUUCUCCAGCUUGCCAUUCGUAUAAUACAUCCAGCGUAUCUCCGACUCUAUUGAUCCAGGAAGGAUCUCUAGAGCACGUCGCACGAAACCUCGAGAUAGCACAUAUGCUUUCUCGCUGUAUAAUCGGCUGUUGACCAUGCCCUCCUCAGUGCCUCGUAACUUCUCGUAUGCAGGUUCGCAAAACCAGGGUUCUUUGACAAGCACCAGGGCCUGUAUUGACACCAAGACUUGCAAGAGCGACGAUCGGGCAGGAUUCCAUACUUCGUUCUUGUCACCAGCCCAAGUGCCAAGGAUAGACAAGCAUACUUUGCCCUCUUCAUACAGGUUGGGGUUCACUCUACCAUUGCCGUUCGUCCAGCUGUGGAAGUGUGCUAUAGGCGGUGUAUUUGGGAAAUUCGAGUCUAGCAUCCAGUCGAUCACAAACGGAGCAUCCUCGUAAGGAGUGUUCUCCGGCCCAAUAAUCAAGGAUCGUAGUAAAUCCGUGCGGUCCUCGUAUGCACGGACAAUGAUCGAGUCAGGUAAGCUGCUCGAAAGCACCCGGUACUCUUUCGUUAGACGACCGAGGAAAUUCCUGGAGGGUUGUGCAGGAGGGGAGGCAUAGAACGCGUGGUCCACCGGUGUCGUCGGUAACAGCUCGAACUUCUUCCAGUUUGCGUCUCUGUCCUCCUCCGCGGGUUGUUCGCCGCUCUCUUCACCGUCGGCCGCGAUGUCUUCAGGCACGUCCGGCGCAGUAGACUUUUCCAUGGCCGACUCUGACGACAGGGCUUGUUCGCCAGAAGGGCGAGGCGUCACCGACUCUGUAGUGUAGUCCAUCAGAGGCGGGCUGAUAUCCAUGACAGGCUCUGUCUCCUCAUAGUCAGACCCAUCCACGUCCAUAGCAUCCUCCGGCUCGUCUUCAUCCUCAUCCGCUUCCUCCCACUCGUCUUUAUCAUCGAUGUCAUGCGCAGGCCGCCAGACGCCGUUCUCGUCCUGCGCCCAGUAUUCGUCGGUCUCGCCCUCGCUUCCCUCCCCAAACUCGGACGCCUCGUCGGCCAUCAUGUCUUCGAGCUGUUCCAACCCAUCGUACAAGCGCGUCAGGCGGUCGAGCGGCAGGAUGACCUCGGACUCGUCGGGUAGUAGAACCUUUACGGUUCCGUCCAGGAGCAAAUCAGACACCUCACCGAACCAGUUCAAAGAGCUGUCGUCCUUGCUGGGCCGCCGCACACUCCCCUCCUCAUACCCAUGCGUCCCGCGCUUCUGCGCAAUAUCCGCGCCGAUCACCGCCAUCUCCCUCCUCCACCCAUCCACGAGGCCCCUGCUAUCCAC